AGACAACUGAAGAAGACGAUAAAGCAGCAGUGAGGCAGCGAGUCAAAGACAGCAUAAUGCUCGCCGUCGUCAGAAUUUCAUUUUCAGAAAUUAUAUAUUAGGCUUCUGCGACAUCUGUUCUCGACAUAUUGUCAUGCCUCACCUCGUACGUGAGAGUCUCUUCAUUGGAAAUAUUGGCGAUGCAGCAGAAGUUCUACAGCAUGGUAGCUCCGAAAUCACACAUAUUCUGUCGGUUCUUAGUUCAGCGUCGAUAUCAUUUUUUUCCGAAUGGCGCAGUGGAUUGACAAUCCCCACCACAGAAAUUAAGAAGGUCUAUGUAGGUGAGGCUGGCUGUGAUUCAGGUUCUGAAAAUGACUACGUUGAUGGAUCAAAGAGUUCUUUAUCACCUGAGAAGCUCUUAUAUUCAUUGGAAUACGCUGGAAAGGAUUUGAAGGUUGUGAGGAUGGCAGUGCCGCUGAGGGAUAUGGAAAAUGAGAAUCUAUUGGAUUAUUUGAAUGUGUGCUAUGAUUUCAUUGAGCAGGGUAGAAAAGAGGGAUCUGUUCUGGUGCACUGCUUUGCUGGAGUAUCUAGAAGUGCUGCUAUUAUCACAUCAUAUCUUAUGAGAAAGGAACAGCUAUCUCUUGAAGAUGCACUUGGUUCCUUGCGACAAAGCAGUGAGUUUGUCAGCCCCAAUGAUGGGUUUAUGGAGCAGUUAAAACUGUUCGAGGAAAUGGGUUUCAAGGUUGAUUAUGCCAGUCCCAUAUACAAGCGAUUUCGGCUGAAAAUAUUGGGUGAGUCCUAUAACCGUGGGGAGAAAAUCAACAUUUCUAAACUUGCAGAAGAUCCAGGGAUCUUGUCCCAUGAAAUUGCUUCAGAGGCACAUUCAUCCCAACAAGUGGAUAAUUUUUAUGCACGUGCAUACCGCUGCAAGAAAUGUCGAAGGCUGGUCGCCUUGCAGGAAAAUGUGGUGGAUCACAUUCCUGGGGAAGGUGAGACAUCCUUUGAUUGGCGUAAGAGAAAAAGCGGAAACCCAUUUAACAAGUCAGAGGAGGCUGAGUGCUCAUCUGUUUUUGUUGAGCCCCUCCGGUGGAUGACAGGAGUUGAAGAAGGUGCAUUGGAAGGCAAGUUAUCGUGUGCUCAUUGUGAAGCUCGUUUGGGAUACUUCAACUGGUCAGGCAUCCAAUGCAGUUGCGGAAGCUGGAUCACCCCAGCAUUUCAGCUCCAUAAAAGCCGAGUCGAUAUCUGCACUAUCUAAUACUUUCUCGGUACAGAGGUCGAGAAAGAGGUUUCCUAAUUUCAAACAGGGGAUGCCUAUUAUCUCCCUGUUCUCAUCUGCAUAAUUCAGAUUCUUGAUGCUGUGUUCUGUUGUAGGGAAAGUAAUUACACACAGGUUUGCAAAUCCUGGUUCAUAUAUACUUCUGUGCUGCUGGAUGAGAUGGAGAUCAAUGGAGAUCGACGGGAACACAUAUUGUUCUCUUUGGAAUGGAUCUCAUGUGAUUCAAGUUUCUUUAUCUAUCAACUAGUUUACUUGAUCGUUUCAAAAUCGUGUUUAGAUGGAAAUCUGCUCAUGUGCUUUUUUUGCUUUUUUUUUUUUUUUUCUCAACGCAUCCUAUUGUCUAUUUAUGGAGUAAUAAUUUUUUCUGGUUGUUUUAAACAUUUAGCAUUUGGUCCGCUCUCCAAGUUUUUUGGUCUCGUGGAUUGAUAAAUGUUAAAUUUGGCAUUGUACAC
This is a messenger RNA of Momordica charantia (bitter melon), 1707 nucleotides long. RefSeq lists its product as uncharacterized. The record is from RefSeq and is a predicted model, not a curated record. Gene Ontology annotation, molecular function: protein tyrosine/serine/threonine phosphatase activity. Gene Ontology annotation, biological process: protein dephosphorylation. Lineage: Eukaryota; Viridiplantae; Streptophyta; Magnoliopsida; Cucurbitales; Cucurbitaceae.